AGGUGUUGCGGCAGGCGCCAUUUUCUGAGCCGCCUGUCUCGGGUGCCGCCAUGUUGGUGAGGAGAAAUCACCGUUACGGCCACUGUCCAAAUCCCCGCGUCGCUGCACGCCGCCCGCCGGCUCCCACGCCUCAGCCUCCGGCGGCGAAUACAGACUAGAGCCGCAGCGCCGGCAGCGCGGGGCCGUUGCCCAGUCUUUGCAGUUAGAGCCCCAUCUCUCUGGCGUGGUUGUUAAUAGACUGGAAAGUCUGUGUCUGUGUCGCUCACUAGUAACCGUGAGUUUUUACCACUUCGUCACCUGUCGGCGGCGGCCGGGAACAGGUGCCCGCCGGCGGCGCAGGGGUCCUCCCCGCGCCCCGCCGCCGCCGGCCUCCAGACCUGCCCUCCAGCCCCGCCCCGUUCUUGACCAAACAUGACAGACUCUGAACAUGCAGGGCACGACAGAGAAGAUGGUGAAUUAGAAGAUGGAGAAAUAGAUGAUGCAGGACUUGAAGAAACACAAGAUCAGGAAGCAAAAGAGAAUGAAAAACAGAAAAAUGAGAAAGCCUACAGAAAAUCAAGAAAAAAACACAAGAAAGAAAGAGAAAAGAAAAAAUCUAAAAGGAGGAAACAUGAGAAACAUAAGCAUAACUCUCCAUCCGGUGAUGAGAGUUCUGACUAUAGCCUGGAUUCAGAUGUUGAACAUAUGCAAAGUUCCCAUAAGAAAAGAACUAGCUUCUACAGGGAUUAUGAUGUUCCAUUUUCUCAGCAUAGACGUAUAUCAGGAAGUCACAUGACAUCAAAGAAGAGUCAACAUAAAAAAUUUAAUAGUAAAGAAUAUGCUGAGUCCAGUUUCUACAGUGAUGACUACUUUGGUAACUACAGUGAUGACAACUUUGGUAACUAUAGUAAUCAGGAAGGAGAAGACGAUUAUUCCAGUCAGCUGAAAUACUAUCGACAAUCCCAGGAGUCAGGGUCCUCAUUCUCUAAAGAAUCAGGAAAGAAACUGAGAAGUAAAGGAAGCCCACCAGGUACUGAAUAUCGGGUUAAAAGUUUUGAUGUUAGUCAUGAACAUCUUUUGCCGAAGAAAAUCAGAAGAAAAGAACACUGUGGGUCACGAGUCAUUAAAGGGCCUCAUGUCUAUUCAGGAAUGGAUGACUUUCAAGAGUACAGCAAACCAGGGAAAAAGUGGAAAGUUAUGACUCAGGAGUUUAUUAACCAGCACACAGUGGAACACAAAGGAAAACAGAUCUGUAAAUACUUCCUGGAAGGGAGAUGUAUUAAGGGAGAUCAUUGUAAAUUUAAUCAUGAUGCAGAAUUGGAGAAGAAAAAGGAGGUCUGCAAAUAUUAUUUACAGGGAUAUUGUACCAAAGGAGAGAACUGCAUUUACAUGCAUAGUGAAUUUCCUUGUAAGUUCUAUCAUAGUGGAGCAAAGUGCUACCAAGGAGACAAGUGUAAGUUUUCCCAUGAUGAUCUGACUAAAGAAACAAAGAAACUUUUGGACAAAGUGCUGAAUGCGGAGGAAGAACUUGUAAAUGAAGAUGAAAGAGAAUUAGAAGAACUUAGAAAGCGCGGCAUAACUCCUCUCCCCAAACCACCCCCGGGAGUUGGGCUUCUCCCGACCCCAUCAGAGCAGUUUCCCUUUUCUGAUCCUGAAGAUGAUUUUGAGACAGAUCUUUCUGAUGAUAUGAAGAAAAUUCCAUCUCUUUUUGAAAUAGUUGUAAAACCUACUGUGGAUUUAGCACAUAAAAUUGGGAAGAAAACACCAGCAUUUUACAACAGUACCUCACCACCAGGACCACAGAUUGAGGAAAGCAGUCACUGUCCACAGCAUAUGUACAGUUCUGAGUCAAGUCCAGGUCCAGGAUCUAAUGUUCCUCAAGGAUAUGACAGUCCUGUGAGGCACCCAGGCUCGCCUGGACACCACCCAUGUGUAGGACCUCCUGGUCCACCGGUGCAAGAGAACCCAUCUUUGCCACCCAGUUCAUCUGAAAUUGUAGGCCCUCAUGGUCAAGGUGGAGGGCAUGUUCAGCUGGACACACCACCAAGUAUGGGUGGAGCUUACCAUUCCCCAGAUUUUCCAGGACACCUGAUGAAAGUCCCUAGAGAGAGUCACAGCUCUUCCACUUCAUUGUACCAGCAAAUGCCCAGUGAGAUGCAACUCAGUGCCAACUCUGAGUCCAUGCAAGGCUCAACUGAAUUUUUCGAGGAUUACUACCUACAGCAUGCUGCACAUAAUUUUCAAUCACCUGAUAACUCUGCUGAAGAGCUGUGGCGUGAAGAGUUUGCACAGCAGCAGCCUCCCGUCGCUCAUGACGCACCGCCCCUCAGGAGUGGGCCCGAUUCCAGCAGCAGUAAGACAAGUCACUGCCCUCUGCCUGCUUCAGGGCUCCCUCCUGCAGUGCAGAGAGCUCUUUUCAUCCCAUUGACUCAGAGAUACCAAGAAGAUGAAGAACCAGCUGGCACCCAGCCUCAUAGAGCAUCAAGCAAGGAAGAAGAUGAAACAGUUAACUGGUAUUCCAGUAGUGAAGAGGAGGAAGGGACUGGUGUCAAGUCAAUACUGAGGACAUUACAGAAACAAACAGGAACUCUGAGAAAUCAGCAACAGCCUCCCACAGAGCUCAGCAUUCCUACUGAUCCAAGACUUGCUAAAGAGAAAAGAAAAGGAAACCAAGUGGUUGACCCAAGACUUCGGACUGUCCCAAGGCAAGAUACUAGAAAGCCACAUGAGUCCGUCCCAGUGGAUCUUAGACUUGUAUGGGAUCCCAGGAAAUUAAGAGGGAGUGGAGGUGCUCCUGGGGCCUCUUCAGCUAGUGGAGCAAAGAUGGAUUUACGUCAUACAAAUGCUGGUGCAAAUCACAAACCCAAAAGAAGAGAUGAUGAUGAAGAAGAUACAGAAAGAGAACUGAGAGAAAAGGCCUUCUUAAUACCUUUGGAUUCUUCACCUGGCAUAGUCCUCCAGGAUCCAAGGUCACAGUUAAGACAAUUCAGUCAUAUUAAGAUGGACAUUAUUCUAAACAAGCCCAACUUUGCAAAACACAUUGUGUGGGCUCCAGAAGAUUUACUUCCAGUACCUUUACCUAAACCUGAUCCAGUAUCUUCAAUCAAUUUACCUCUGCCCCCACUUAUAGCUGACCAGAGGCUCAGUAGAUUAUGGAAUACAAAGAGUGAUCAUCAGGGUGUCCUGUCCCUUGAUCCAACAUCAUCAGCCAAAGCCAAAAUGAGUCUAAAACACAGAGAGGGCUGCUUAGAGCAGUCUGGAGACUUACACAGUUCAGGAGGUAAACUAGGAGACCCUAGGCUGCAAAAGAAUUUUGAUCCUAGGCUUAAUAGACUACCCAGUACAGAGUCUCAUCAAGUGGCUUUAAAGCACUCACAUUCAUCAAGGAGCGCCCUGCCCUUAGCCAGAUGGAACCCUGCUUUGUCACAGUCCUCAACAGCAGCACCCAUUAAUGUUGCUCCUGUGACUCUUCCCCUGUAUGCCCCCAAACUCUCUUCAGAUGGCCUUCCACUGGGAACUUCAAGUUCAGUUCUUAGUGGCAUCAAUUUGUAUGAUCCUAGGGAUAAGGGCUCAUUGUCUGCAACAGAGCUGUCAACCAUUUCUUCAGGAGAAAAUACUGAGAACCAGAAAAAAAAUGACUUAAAAAAUAGUGAUAAAAACCAGCCUUCCCCCGGAGAAGUGAUCAUACCACAGAACACUACUACAGACAUGGAAGUCCCUGUUGAAGGGCCAGUCGACACUCAGGCAGAUAUUCUCAGGAGUGCUGAUAAGGUUCAGGUCCCUGCUGUGCACAGUCUUCCUAUUCAGGCCUUAACAGGCUUGAUCAGACCUCUAUACAGUGAUCCAAGGCAAGCAAGAGAGCCAGGACAGGCAAGCCCAACCCCAGAUGAUGAUCCUACUACAGAAACAGACGACAAAUCUCUGAAAGAGGUUUUUAAGACGUUUGAUCCAACUGCAUCACCAUUUUGUUAGCUGUUGUGUAAUUAAGCCAUUCUCAUGCUAACUAUCACAGUUCUCUGCUGUUUUGUAACUUGUUUACCUCUAUAGUUUAUUUAUUUUUUAAAUUAUACACAUUUUUCAGCUGCUAGCAUCAGAACCACACGAACUUAUAUCCUCUAAAGUCUGUGGUAUUUUAUAUAAUAUUUUUAUAACUUCAAGAGACUGUAGUAUAGGAAUACAUAUCAUGUUAGCUUUAGUAAAAGUAUUUUUAUUGUUAAAAGUGAACCAUCAUGAACUCAACACUCAGCCUGAAUAUAUGCCAGUUGUCUUUCUUAAUCAUUGUUUAGCUUAACAAUUACCACUUUUAUAUGGUUGUUUAGUUUCAAGCAAUACGAUAUAUGUUACUUUUGAGAAUCAGUAUUUUAACUAGGAUCCUUUCUGUCAGCACAAAACUGAUUAGUGUAUAAUGCCAACUGCUAUGUAAAAUGCAAGGUGAAAACAUUUACAACCAUAAUUAACUCAGCUCAUGUCAAAGGGCAUCACUUUAUUAGCAUUGGCAAUACUGUUUGUACAUGAAGCACUUGAAUGUUGUAUCUUUUAAAAGUAUUUUAUGGUACACUAUCAUAGAAACUGAAGGAAUAUAAAUAAAAUGUUUUGCUAUAGUAAAAAAUUUCCAGGUUCCCUAACAGAACUUUUAAAUUUUAAGUUUUAAUAUUAGUUAUGAGUUUAUUGCUGUACCACAUUAUGAUGGUUAUGUAUUUCAGUGUUUUGUCUUUAGCAGCAUAAUUUUUAUCUCUUUCAAAUGAUGUAACUGCAAUAAUUGUGCUCAUCAUGACUGUGGCAAUUUUUAACAGAAUUUUCAAAGUGAGCCUGUAAUAAUUAUUAUGCUGAUAAUGUUUUAAAUGUUUAGAGUCUAUAUUUUUUCUUGCAUAGCAUAAAUAGAACUACAAAAAAGACAAAAAUCACCCCACUGAGAUGGCAGGUAUAUUCCACUGUAUAUGGUUCCAAUAAACAACAUUUUAGAUCUCA
Molecule: messenger RNA, 4947 nt
Organism: Apodemus sylvaticus (European woodmouse)
Lineage: Eukaryota; Metazoa; Chordata; Mammalia; Rodentia; Muridae
Gene: Zc3h6
Product: zinc finger CCCH-type containing 6
Exons: 12
Coding region: 412-3951 (1179 amino acids)
Biological process (GO): negative regulation of DNA-templated transcription
Cellular component (GO): nucleus
Molecular function (GO): RNA binding; metal ion binding
Source: RefSeq, a predicted model, not a curated record